GGCAGCCCCUUUUUUCCAACUUAUAUAAGACCUGCCUUGGAUGGGGAGAGGGAAGUGAACUGGGGCAAAUAUUCAUUUCAAUCCAGAGACCUGGCAGAAAUCAAAGUGAGGCCACCAUGGCUCUGAAGGGCUCCCACCUAAUGCUCCUCCUGUUGGGGCUGUUCCUAGCGGAGCUGGUCCACCAAUCGACCGGCAAAGAGUCCCCCUCAAAGAAGUUUCAGCGGCAGCACAUGGAUCCAGAGAAUUCGGCCUCCGAUGACACUAAAUACUGCGACCACAUGAUGAAGGCCAGGAACAUGACCAAAGGGAGAUGCAAACCAGUCAAUACCUUCAUACACGAGCCUAAGGAAAUAGUCGAUGCCGUCUGUAGGGAGACUAACAUCACCUGCAAGAAUGGGCAGUCCAAUUGUUACCAGAGUAGCCAGCCUAUGUCCCUCACCCACUGCCGCCAGACUGGAGCCUCCAAAUACCCCAACUGCCAGUACCGGGGUUCUGAUAUCACUAAACAAAUCAUUGUGGCCUGUGAGGGAAACCCCUAUGUGCCCGUGCAUUUUGAUGCUUAUGUGUAGGAUGGGGUCUGACCCCAGGGCAAAGGGAAUCAAUCCCCUUACGCCACUAGAUACCCCCUUAUGGCCUUCCCUGUUUUCCUCCUCCCUGACAAAGCACCUGAAAUAAUGCCUUUCCUUUUCCCUCUCCCCUUGCAUGCCUUUCCUCAAACUCUUAUUGCCUGGGAUCAGCCUGAAUGAGCACUGCUCCAAGUAGUCCUUCCACUUUGGGGAUAAGUUUUGUGUGCGUGUGUUCAAGGGAAAAUACAACGAGAGUCCCAGAUGUUACAUCCCUUUACUGCUAUUCUCAAUAAAACUUACCUGGUCCCAGGUGAAGAUGCUAAA
Monodelphis domestica (gray short-tailed opossum) is the source of this 890-nucleotide messenger RNA. RefSeq names its product ribonuclease A family member 1, pancreatic (gene RNASE1). Gene Ontology annotation, molecular function: nucleic acid binding; RNA nuclease activity. The record is from RefSeq and is a predicted model, not a curated record. Lineage: Eukaryota; Metazoa; Chordata; Mammalia; Didelphimorphia; Didelphidae. Gene Ontology annotation, biological process: defense response to Gram-positive bacterium.